This is a messenger RNA of Thunnus maccoyii (southern bluefin tuna), 2364 nucleotides long. It is a transcript of the gene gas2b, whose product is annotated as growth arrest-specific 2b. Gene Ontology annotation, cellular component: actin filament. The record is from RefSeq and is a predicted model, not a curated record. The coding region runs from base 455 to 1861 and encodes 468 amino acids. The transcript has 8 exons. Gene Ontology annotation, molecular function: actin filament binding; microtubule binding; cytoskeletal adaptor activity. Gene Ontology annotation, biological process: actin crosslink formation. Lineage: Eukaryota; Metazoa; Chordata; Actinopteri; Scombriformes; Scombridae.
CAUCAGCAGUCACGGCAAAGGGAAGCAAACUUAAACUUGGGAUGACUGUGAGGGUUUUAUUGGCAAGUUUGCUCAGAAUAUGUAAAGUUAAUAAAGUUUUCUACCAAAACUUUGUGCACACGUGCGUGAAACGUGUGAACAAACCGCUGGGAUUAUGAUUGUUUCUUCUUUUUCUUUUUCUUUUUUUCAAUCUGUCAUCUUCAGUACUUCGUGUAAGAUGACACCCCACUGUUGCAGGCGUGUACAGGAGAGUUUGUUUUAACUCCCUCUGUUACACUGUUGUGCAUUUACAUGUGAGGAACCGGAGGCGCGUUCAACAUCUGGCCGUGACUGUGUGUGAAUGAAUGAGAGGAAAGUAAAGACGGGAGUAAAGACACUGUGAGUAAAAGAGAAACUUCUGCAGAAUCUAGCUGAAGUUACUAUUUGGUCCUUCAAAGACAACCGGAGCUGAAGUAUGAACACUGAAGUGGAAGUGAUGAACAUCAGUGUUGAAAGUCCCCUGACAGGGUUGGGGAUGAAUUGUGUUCUUGGCCAAAAGUACAGACACUCUGGUCCAGGCCUCACCAGUCCUCAGGAGUACAACCAGUGGCUUCCCUACCGCCAUGACGCCAGCCUGCUGCCCAUGAAAGAAGACCUGGCUUUCUGGCUCAACACCCUCUUGGGUGAGGACCUCACAGCUGAUAGUCUGAUGGAGAGGUUGGAUAACGGCGUUCUCCUCUGCCAGCUGGCACAGCUGCUCCAGGAGAAGAUGAUCCACGUCAACAACGGCAAGCCCUUCAUAAGAAGAGUUAUCCAGUGGCGAGCUGAUGCAACUUCUGGAUCAUUUUUCGCCAGAGACAACACUGCCAACUUUCUCUACUGGUGUCGAAAGAUUGGCGUUGAUGAGGCUUACCUUUUUGAGUCAGAGGAUUUGGUCCUCCACAAGCAACCUCGGGAGGUGUGCCUUUGCCUGAUGGACCUGGGGCGGAUUGCAGCCAGGUAUGGAGUGGAGCCUCCAGGGCUAGUGAAGUUGGAGAGAGAAAUAGAAAGGGAGGAGGCAGGGUGCUUAUCUCCAUCAUCCCCCCUACCCCUCUCUUUUUUUGCUCUUCCGUCGCUGUGUUCACCAUCACAAUCAUUCCUGCCUCCGGCCCCCUCUCCUCCUCCACCUCCUCCUCCUCCUCCUCCUCCUCCACCAGCACCCCUCACUCCAAGCACAACCUGUCUGUCUGAACCCCUUACUGCCUCCCUCGCCUCUGAUCUUCCAUCAGCCACAACAAACCCAGUGCCUACAUGUUUAUCCCCUCCCCAGCCCUCCCUCUCAGCCUCUAACUCCUGCACAACCACAACGUCAACACAAACACCUUUGUUUUCUUCAUCCUGCACCACUAACACAUCUGCAUCAACUCCACUGUCAGCACCUUCCACUCCCAAAGUCUCCUCCACCACAUUAACCAACCACACUCCCAAAGCUACACCUCCCACCCCCUCUCAACCUGCAGCUCUGACCCGUCACUCCAGCAAAUCCACAAGACGAAAGAGCACAGGCACCAACAGCAUUUUGGAUGAUAUUGUGAGAAACAUUAUUGAAAAUCCACCUUGCAGCUGUCCCACCAGAUUCCCCGUCGAAAAGCAGCCUAAAGGCUGUUACCGUGUCGGUGAUAAAGUUCUGUAUAUACGGAUGCUGAAUGAGCGUCACGUGAUGGUUCGCGUAGGUGGAGGCUGGGAGACCUUCAUAAGUUACCUGCAGAAACAUGACCCCUGCAGAGGACCAGUUGGCAGGUCUGAGGUCAGGGUCUGUCGAGACAAAGCGAAGCCGCCCAGUUUGAACAUCUCACCUGACAGCUACAUGGUGGUCGGCGCCCAUUACCGUGGCAAGAAGUAGACUCACUUUUGUUUCUGGCUCUGGGCAGCAGCAGUGAACACUCACUCAAUUAAACUAAACUAUACAAGGUCACUGAUUUAACAUGUACUUCAAAUCCAUUUUAUCUCAAGUUUAAGAGCAAAUCAGAUUUUUUUUUAUUUAAAAGCUGAGAUAUCACUCUGGAUAUUACCUGCCUGCUGCCUGAACGAAUCAUACAACAACCUGUCAGUGAAGCUAUAGAUUACAGUUUUGUGUAGUACACAAUCAUGUCUUUUGAGUUAAAUUAUACUAUUUCAUUUGUCCUCUUAUAGUAGUGUUAGUAAAGAUAGGUCUAUGUGUUCAUGUAUCACAGUAGUUUGAAUUUGCAUGUUUGAGCUUUUGUAUUUUGAAUGAUCAAGUCUUAUAGUGGCAAACUGAGUAGUGCUGUUUUAAAGAUUUUACAUGUAUGCAGUAAUGUUUCUUUAUUUUACUGGAUAAAAUCUGUUUGGAUUUCUGUUUAAAAUAAAGUUUAUUGUUUCAACAAA